GAAGUGGCGCGAUACCGUAGCUGCGGCUGUCCUGGCCCCGGCGCUCAUCCGCCGCCUUGGAAUGAACGUCAUUAAACGCCCUCCUGCCUCGUGAAAGAGAUGUCAGUGGUCCCGUUUUGCCUGAAAGCUGUGACACAAGAUGACGCCAGGGCCAGGAGGAUGUGACCUUUACGUAAGCACUUAGUUGGUCUGCUUGGGUAAAGGCGUACGGUUCUGUCGGCGAGGAGGGUCCUAAGUAUCGUACCUCGUCUCCUCAAGCAUGAUGCCGCCGACACUGCUCUGUCUGCUUAGUAUGCUCUGCUGGACGGCAGUUUCUCCGUUCUCAGAAACACCAGAGACAUGCAGGCAUCACCCGGAGGCUGCCACACUGAAGAAGUCCUGGCCGGUGCUGGCUGCCGUGAAGGUGCCCCCCAUGACCGAUGCUUCUCUGCGCCUCAGCUUAUCCCACAAGAACCACACCCACACCAACCUCACCCUCGCCUACAGAAAUAAGGUAAAUGAUGCACUGCUGGUGGAGGUGGUGGUGGAGAGCGAGGAGCUGCAAACCAAGACCAGCUUGAUGGCACUUCUCAUACCGGAAGCCUGGAGCAUCCUGAAGCUUAACCUCCACAAGACCAGAUUUACGGUGGUGGUGGUUGGCAGUAGUCACUCUUACAACUACACCAGCCGCGCCGAGGCCGAGUUCUUGCACCACCUGGUCGUCGACACCGUCUCCUCCAGCAGCGAACCGAAGCAACUCAUUGACGUUGAUCUCAUGUGUCUUUAUAGUGAGUGUUUAGAGCACGGGGAGAGUCCGGGUGAGUCUGGCAGGAGACACAGUGAGACGGAGGAGAGUUCCAGCGGCCAUGGAACGCCUGCUUGGCCCUUCUUCUUAGUGUUCUUCCUGCUUCUGAUAGUGUGUCUGCUCUUCCUAGCCUGGCGCUACCAGCACAACCAGAUCAAGCUGCGACGGCGGCUCCAGGCACAAAUUGAAGCCGCCAUGAAGAGGAACAGCGAGAGGCGGUCUCGGCGAGGAAGCUCAGUUGCCAGUGGCAGUCCGGAGGCCAGGGAAGAGGUCGAGGGAGGCAGGGUGAGCGAGAGAGUGCAGUACUCCACUAUACUAGUUAGCUACGACGGCCCCUGCACCACGGAGGACGAGCCCGCGCCUCCGCCACCUGCCCGCUCAUCCUUCAUCACCCCCAACACCAGACCAGCCUCCGUGUGGUCGUGACUAUUCUCUCACACACAUAAAUCCAUCUCCCUGGUAUUUGCCACACUGUAUUGGAAACAAUGAUCUGUUCAUUGAACAAAUCCACAAGGGCCGUGACGGGGAUUCGAACCUGCGUCCGGAAGCAUCCAAGACACUGCCUUAAUCGACUGAGCUAAUCCCGCAGGUUCGAAUCCUCGUCACGGCCCUUGUGGAUUUGUUCAUUUGAUGCAUCACGUUAGUGUGAUCUCUGUGUGUGAUCUGUUCAUUAUACAAUAUACUGUAUUGCGGUUUUGAGGAAAGUACUCAAAAUAAAGUGUUGUUUUGCUAUGUUUGUUCUCACAAAAGUGUUUGUGAAAUUCUGGCGAAGUAUAACGUGUUUAUAUCAAAAUAUGCAAAGGUAAUUAGCGACUGAAGGACGGCAUUAUUAAGUAUUGUUGAGAUAAACAAACCCGGAGACCGCCGUGGUCGGGGCCGGAGAAGAACCACCCCAGCAAGGGGCAAGAACGACCCCAGCCUCCUGUAGCAGAGCCUAGGGCCGCACGAGCCCCAGAAAGGGGGACGUCUGAGCCCCAGGAGGGGGACGUCUGAGCCCCAGGAGGGGGACGUCUGAGCCCCAGGAGGGGGACGUCUGAGCCCCAGGAGGGGAACGUCUGAGCCCCAGGAGGGGGACGUCUGAGCCCCGCACUUACCUACUGUUCCAGAGAUCGUCACAGUCCCCCCUUUCACCCGAGGCCGGAUUCCUUCAUAGCAUAAGGACUAAUAAUAAUUAAUUAAUUAUAAUAAUAAAUAUGUGUAAUAUACUUAUCUAAUAUACCAAAUAGUUAUACAUAGGAUAUAAGAACGGGAAUUAAUUAGCCACCAGAUAACAAAAUAUUAUCGUGUCCCCCUAAAAUAAUGCGCCUUGAGGUUCAUAGAAAAUUUAUAAUUUUAAGGUACACUAUAGAAUUUUUCGAACUCAAUUUAUUAAUUCGCCUUGUUUUGUCGGGGACAGGUAGCCUUUGUGCAUAUAUAUUUAGGAUUGUAUCGAGGUCCCUGGUAACUAUUGGACCACGGUAUCCAUGUUGAUACCUCUUGGUAUAUAUUCUCCUUGUGUGUAUAUUUUGGGAAGUAUUAUGGAAUGAAACAACUUAUGUAAAGUUAUUUUAUUUACAAGAUAUAUAGUUUACCUGUAUAGUAUAUUAUAUAGUAUAUAGUACAGUAUAUGAACAUUUAUAAUAUAAGGACAAUUCUUAAAAGCUUAAGAAUGCGUACAAAAUAUUUUCCAAGUCUGUGAUUUCUCCCCCGUCAGAAAAUUAGAUUUCGAUUUACUUUUCCCAUUAAAAUGCGGGAAUAUAUAUUAGAGAUAAAUAGCCUCAGAUAUUCUGUUCCGCGUUCAUAUAUCAUUUUAGUGUUUAUAUAAAGUGUUGGGAAGCCGAGUUCCCUCAGAAGACAUAUGCAACUGUAGUGAAGGUAUGAGAGCUUCCUUUUAUGUCUCAUCUGAGGAAGCUAUAGGCUUUCCAACACUUAACAUAGAAACUAAGAAGAAAUAUGAACACUGAACAGAAAUAUGAGUACUGAGAAGAUUGGAAAAGAUUGGAAACAAAUAAAUAAAGACAUGCCAGUGUGUUUACCAUUGAAUUAUUCAGAUAUUAAAGAAAUUAGACACUUAAAUUAAGGCCACAAGUCUCAUUAGGAGUUUUGGGUUAAUAUUGAUAUCUUUGGAUUAAUUUGUAUUCUUAUAUUUCGUAACAGCUGGUUUCUUCAGACACUUUGUUUACAUGGUUACCUUACAAACCUGCCCGGAACUGCGGGCUCACCAUAGUCCGUGCUACUUGGAACUUUUUGUUCCAGGUAGCGAAUCUUUAACAACAACAACCUGCCUGGAUUGCAAUGCAUGUUAUAGUGGCUUUGCAAGGAACUACUACAUAAUAACUAAUGUAUGUACUCUCACAACCUAUUAAUUGCACCUUCUUAUAUAUAAAUACACAAAUAAAACUUU
This is a messenger RNA of Procambarus clarkii (red swamp crayfish), 3167 nucleotides long. RefSeq lists its product as uncharacterized. Lineage: Eukaryota; Metazoa; Arthropoda; Malacostraca; Decapoda; Cambaridae. The record is from RefSeq and is a predicted model, not a curated record.